Molecule: messenger RNA, 1560 nt
Organism: Jatropha curcas
Lineage: Eukaryota; Viridiplantae; Streptophyta; Magnoliopsida; Malpighiales; Euphorbiaceae
Source: RefSeq, a predicted model, not a curated record
GUCUGCUGAGAUGCUCCCAUUUUGUUGGUUUUCUUGCUCAUGCUUCUGAUAUUGAGAUGCAUUAAGUCAGUACAAGAGUUUUUAAAGGUUUGCAUAAAUGGAAGGCUUUGGUGGUGCGAGGAGGAAGAGGAGUAGUGUAUCUCGUCAGCCUUGUUCUGAUCCACAGAAAUUUUCACAGAUGUAUACUCUUUUGCCAAUGUCCACACGAUCUUCGGGCAGCGGUUGCAAUGAGGAAGAUGGUUAUUUUAGGGAAAUGAAAGUUGGUUCUGAUGGAUUUAAAGGUGAGAACAGGCCAUCUGAUGGAUUUAAAGGUGAGAACAGGCCAAAGAAACUUAAACUCAAGCUUGGUGGUGUUACUCAUACAAUACACACUAAGUAUGUGUCAGGAUCCUCUCCAUGUUUUGACAUCCAUCAGCCAAAAAAGAAGUUGUUUCUUCAGGAUUCUACUUCUGGGAAGGAUCAUCAUUUAAGAGGGAUGAUUGGUGAAAGUGUCUAUGCAAAUGAAGAAUAUAAACACGAACCAGUUCGUAAGAGUAAGCGGGUUCCUAAGAGGCGUGUAAUGGAUAUGGGAAUUAAUGAAGAUGAUGAUGAUGGAGAUGAGGAAAUCCGUUAUCUUGGCAGACUUAAUGCUUCUAAAUUUUCUUCGGAUGGUAGACAAAUGGAGCAUGAAAUAUAUGCUGAUAUGAAAAAUUGUAGAUUAUCGAACUCAGGUAAAGAUGAUAUACUGAAGUUGAGAUCAGAAAAAUCUGAUUAUGAUAGAGAUUACAUGGAAGAUGAAGAACCCAUAUCAGAUGAUGAGCCUGAUUACAAAAGCAAGAGACUAGGAUUUGUUGAAGGAAGGAAUAAAAAAGGGGCCAAUUUGAUUGAGUUCCCAAAUGGUUUACCUCCAGCGCCUCCUAAAAAACAAAAGGUGAAACUUUCCGAAGUAGAGCAGCAGCUGAAGAAAGCCGAGGCUGCACAGAGGCGUAGAAUCCAAUCAGAGAAGGCAGCCAGGGAGGCUGAGGCUGAGGCAAUCAGAAAGAUACUUGGUCAAGAUUCUGGAAGAAAGAAAAAGGAAGAAAAGAUGAAGAAACAACAGGAAGAAUUAGCUCAGGGAAGGGCUGCCAAUUCAAAUACACUGGGCCCAAAUACUGUUAGAUGGGUCAUUGGUCCUACUGGAACUGUUGUUAUUUUUUCUGAUGAUAUAGGUCUGCCAAAUAUAUUCAAUUCAGUUCCAUGCAGUUACCCUCCACCUCGUGAAAAAUGUGCGGGUCCAAAUUGUACAAAUGCUUACAAAUAUCGCGAUUCAAAGUCAAACCUUCCACUCUGCAGUCUCUUUUGUUAUAAGGCAAUACAUGGGAAGAUGCAACCUCUACUUACCUGCUGAUAUGAUACAUUCUACUCCUAGGUUGGUGUAGAAACCAUUGAUGGUAUAUUUUGUAACCUUAAUUCUUGAAUGUGAACAUAAUUGGGCUCAGUGUAAGCUUUUCAAUUUAACCAAGGACACUGGCGUUUGAUGCGAAAUACUUUUACGCGAGAGUCGUGAUCAUAUAUAUAUAUUAAUUAUGCUUGAUGUCGAAA